Molecule: messenger RNA, 683 nt
Organism: Eutrema salsugineum
Lineage: Eukaryota; Viridiplantae; Streptophyta; Magnoliopsida; Brassicales; Brassicaceae
Product: AP-4 complex subunit sigma
Exons: 4
Coding region: 147-578 (143 amino acids)
Biological process (GO): vesicle-mediated transport; protein transport
Cellular component (GO): intracellular membrane-bounded organelle
Source: RefSeq, a predicted model, not a curated record
AAUUUAUUUCCUUCUAGAAACACUUUAAACAAAAGAGUUCUGAGAAAAAUUAGAGCUCCAAGAAGAAGAAGAAAGAAGUAAAAAUCGAAAAGGAUCUGAAAAACGCAGAGGAACAAAAAGGCUUGGAGCUUGGAAGAGAGAGAGAGAUGGGGAUAAGGUUCAUAUUGAUGGUGAACAAGCAAGGCCAGACUCGUCUGGCUCAGUACUACGAAUGGCUCACUCUCGAGGAACGUCGAGCUCUCGAAGGCGAGAUCGUUCGUAAAUGCCUCGCCCGCAACGACCAGCAGUGUUCAUUUGUAGAGCAUCGCAACUACAAGAUCGUCUACAGGCGUUACGCAUCUCUGUUCUUCAUGGUUGGAGUUGAUGACGAUGAAAACGAGCUGGCGAUUCUAGAGUUUAUACAUCUUUUGGUCGAGACGAUGGACAAGCAUUUUGGAAAUGUGUGUGAGCUUGACAUAAUGUUCCAUCUGGAGAAAGCUCAUUUCAUGCUGGAGGAAAUGGUGAUGAAUGGUUGCAUUGUGGAGACGAGCAAAGCCAACAUACUUUCACCUAUACAACUUAUGGACAAGGCCCAUUAAUUCAAGUGGCUUGUUUGUUUCCAUUCCAUCACACUGUUAGACAACUUCUUGUAUUAUUAAUUCACUUUUUGACCACUUGGAAUGAAAAAAAAAAUGUUUCCUUUA